Messenger RNA from Rotaria socialis, 1563 nucleotides. The record is from the annotation of a GenBank genome assembly. Lineage: Eukaryota; Metazoa; Rotifera; Eurotatoria; Philodinida; Philodinidae.
AUGACUGAUAUAAAAAAUGAUGAUAACGAUGAUAAAUAUUAUCAAAGUGACGAGUUUUCAGAUGAAAACACCUUCAAAUUACCAAUGUCUAAUACAUCAGUCGUUCAAGACGACGAAGAAAAUCUUCGUAGAACUCCUAGUAGUCUUAAUAAUUAUAUUAUUUUACCACCCAUUAAACCGACAACAAAAGACAAUAAUUUAGAACAGCAAUAUUUUAUUAAAAAUUUACAAGAAAAAUAUCAACAACCUAAUAGUAUAUCAGACUUGGGAAAUGACGCUAAAUUGGAUGAUGCUUACUUAAAAAUGAAACGACUUGAUAAAGCACUUGAAGAAGCAUUUGAAAAAGAGAAACAAGUCAAAAUUGAAACGAUGUCUUUAAUGAAAAAAUUACGUAGUGAAAUGCAAUCAAUGACUGUAGCUCUCGAUGUUGAUUCCAAUGAUUCAUCACAUACACAAAUAAAUCUUAAACGAUUUUUAGCACUUGAUGAUGAGAUUUUAAAACUUGAUGGUUCUGUUAUUGACGACGAAGAGUAUAAUCCCACUGAAUCAAUAUUUAAAACUCAAAUCAGUGAUCCACUCGGAGAUUCUAAUAAUACAAAUAAAUUUAAUAAAGAAUCUCCACAUGGAAGUACAAGAACGAAUUCAUUUAGUAAAAAGAAAAAAUCCAGUCGAUCAUCAAAUUCAACAAAUAAUACUAAAGAUCAAUCUAAAAAGAAUAAAGUACCAGAAAAAGAUUUUAUUAAACGUAAUAUACAAUUAGCAAAAGAAUUAGGUGGUACGUGGGCAUUAACUGACGAUGAAAAACAACGUUUAAAUGAAUUACUUAAUGAAGAUGAUCAAGAAAAUGCUGUUGCGCUAACAAAUCAUCACUACAAUGGUUAUGCACCAUCUAUGGAUGAUUCUCAACGUUUAAAAGAAAUCGAUGAUUUACUUGAAAAAGAAUAUUAUAAUCCAUUACUGAAUCACCAACUACGACGAAACAAUGACAAUUAUAUUGAUUAUAGUAGUGUUCAACAAAUAACAAGUGAAGAAAAUGAUCAAAUGGAAAAUCAUUUUGGUGAACAAAUAUUAAAAGAUACACGUUUACAACGUGAACAUAUGCAUAGAUUAAAAAAAAUUGAUGAACAACUACAAUAUAUACAUCGACCAAAAAUAGAAGAAAAAAUUGAAGCAAAUUUAUCGGAUGAACAAUUAAAUGAAUUACUUGGCCAAUGUGCAGUCGAUGAAAUAAAGCAGCGUUAUUCAUUUCUUAAUCAAGAUAAACAAGAUAGUCAAGAGAUUGAUUUUAAUGGUUUAUCAGAUUAUGCAUUAACACAUUAUGUAGAAAAUAAUCAAGGGCCAUUGAUUACAGAUGAUAUUAUUCAAUUAUUAAUUCAUGAAGCUCAACAAGAAGGUAUAAUCAUGCGUAAAUUAGGUUGUGAAGAAGGGGAGGAGGAAGAUGAUAUUGAUUCUUUUCAACUACAACAAACUGAUUCAUUAGUAUUGGCGCCUGCUAUUGAUCGACCUAUUUCAUCAACAUCUACUUCUUCUCAUGUUGAUCUAUAUAAUCGUAAUAAACAUUGA